Suillus clintonianus is the source of this 1973-nucleotide messenger RNA. RefSeq names its product MFS general substrate transporter. The record is from RefSeq and is a predicted model, not a curated record. The transcript has 10 exons. The coding region runs from base 341 to 1732 and encodes 463 amino acids. Lineage: Eukaryota; Fungi; Basidiomycota; Agaricomycetes; Boletales; Suillaceae.
AUUCUGAAUCUCGUUCUUUCACGAUGCACGACUCAUCGUCGUGAUGAGAUUGAUGGAUUACAUCGAUUCGCCACCGCCGACCUACGAAUUCGGAGAGCCAUACUCAGACUUAGGCUACGUAGCGCUCAUUCUGGCAAACACUGGGCGCAGUUUUGUCACGCUGGUUUUCACGAUCAGGCAUGAAGUUUCGUCAAGGACUUAAGGUACAUCUUGCUUACGGGCGUAUGGCACUCGUAGUACUAAGUAUGACUCCGGUCUCACCACAUGAUUGCUUGAUGACGAAGCCAUUGCGGAUCACUUUCUGUCCGUUUUUUCACCGGGGUCGCAUUUUCUAACUACCAUGUCUGGAGCCCAAGCAGAGAUCGAAAAACUUGACAGCAGCAGCAAAGACCCCGCUUCUCAACACGUAGAGGUCUUUGACCGUCCGACGGGAUGGAGGAAAUACUACUACCACCCCAUCGCCCAGGUGUCGAUGCUGGGACUUGUGUGUUUCAUGUGCCCCGGCAUGUUCGUUGCGCUUACUGGUCUUGGCGGCGGCGGCCAAGUCAACGGUUCUAUUCAGGCUAACGCUAGCGCAAUUUUGUAUUCGACUUUUGCGUUUUUUGGUUCCAUUAACAAUGUCCUUGGUCCUCGGCGGACUUUGAUGCUUGGAACUUGGGGCUACUCGUUGUACAUUGCAUCGUUCCUUGCUAUUAGCAUCCAUCCUGGUGCGGGUGCGAGUGCUUUCGUUGUCGUGGCCGGUGCUAUCCUUGGUAUCUGCGCAGCUUUGCUUUGGACCGCGCAGGGCUCUCUGAUGAUGGCGUACCCUACUGAGGCUCAGAAGGGCAUGUUCAUAUGUAUCAGUUGGGCCAUCUUGAGUCUUGGGGGGGUUGUGGGCUCAGCUGUAGCAUUCGGGACCAAUUUCAAGAUCCAACAGCGCAACGGCACUUAUGUUUGUUUCCUGAUUUUGACCCUCAUUGGUGUAUUCCUCCCGCUUUUAAUGGCAAACCCAGACAAGAUGAUUCGUACGGAUGGGACUCGCGUGGCCCAGGUCCGGCACCCAUCUUGGAAGGCAGAGUUUUUCAGCUUGUAUGUUGCCCUCAAGACCGACCCCUGGAUUAUCCUUCUCUUCCCGAUAUUUUUUGCCAGUAAUUACUUUUACACCUGGCAAUACAAUGACUACAACGGCGCCAUAUUUACGAUCCGUGCACGGGGUCUCAAUAACAUCAUGUCCUGGACAGCGCAGAUCUUUGGGUCCAUCUUUAUAGGUUGCUUCGUCCUUGAUCAGAAAAGGGUCCGACGCAGAGUCCGCGCAUUCUAUGGAUGGAUCCUCGUGUUUCUCAUGAUUUUCGUCGUCCAUGUCUGGGCGUUUUUCUAUCAAAAGACAUAUACCCGCACUGAAGAGGCUGUGAGGAAUGCUGACAGGAUCGACAUCAUGGACGACACCUACGCUGCCCAUGUCUGGGUCAUGAUCUUUUAUGGCUUCCUAGAUUCAAUGUGGCAGACAUAUGCAUACUGGCUGAUGGGUGCGAUGUCAAACGACCCCGCGAAGCUGGCUGUGUUCACUGGCUUCUACAAGUCCGUGCAAUCAGCGGGCGCGGCAGGCGUCUGGCGUGCUGAUGCCGUUGGAAUCCCAUAUAUGAACAUCUUCCUGUCGACGUGGUGCCUGAUGGUCGCUGGCAUGGUCUUCUCUGCGCCGAUGGUAUACCUUCGCGUCACCGAACACACGUACGUCGAGGAUGAGGGUCUGUGAAUGCCCAUAAUGAUUAAGGCAUCUAUCGUUGGAUCACAAGCAGGUUGUAAACCGCGGGCGUGAAACAGAUUGAACUUCCAGCGGUUGCGAUAAAUGACGUGGGCCAACUAGCCCUAUUGGCACUGUCAGGGUAGCGAUUCAUUCCUAGGUCAUGAUACUGUAGCUUCUUCAGCUUCACUGACAAAUAUUACAUCAAUAGCACUGCUUGCCUAGAGUUCAUGGAUAAUGAUUCGAUGCUGGU